Messenger RNA from Lolium rigidum, 1367 nucleotides. Its product is annotated as indole-3-glycerol phosphate synthase, chloroplastic-like. Gene Ontology annotation, molecular function: indole-3-glycerol-phosphate synthase activity; phosphoribosylanthranilate isomerase activity. NCBI's taxonomy places the organism in Eukaryota, Viridiplantae, Streptophyta, Magnoliopsida, Poales, Poaceae. Gene Ontology annotation, biological process: L-tryptophan biosynthetic process. The record is from RefSeq and is a predicted model, not a curated record. The coding region runs from base 1 to 1128 and encodes 375 amino acids. The transcript has 10 exons.
AUGGAAGCCAUCCUCGGCUCGCCAAAGCUCAGAGCUUCUCCCUUGUCCCCCGCCGCCGCCCGCUCCUCUCUGCCGUCGCGGGUCCGCGCUCUCGUCCCCGCCGCAGCCACCCGGCCCCGCCCUCUCCGCUCCGGCCCCAAGAGCACCGUUCGAGCGCUGGCGCGGGACGAGAUGCUGAACGCGGCGGCGCUGGAGGACGCCAAGGCGGUCAACGACGCCGCGGCCAGCCAGGGGAUCCGCAUCCGCCGGCACUGCCGCCCCACCGCCUCCAUGGAGGAGGUCGAGGAGGUGAUGGGGGCCCCGCGCAACAUCCUCGAGAAGAUCAUCUGGGACAAGGAGAUCGAAGUAGCACAGGGGCUUGCCAGGAAUCCUCUAAAGGAGGUGAUUGAGUCUGCAGGGAAGGCCCCUCCUACAAGGGACUUCUAUGGCGCUUUGGCAGCGGCCUACAAGCGUAAUGGGGUGCCGGCAUUGAUUGCUGAGGUCAAGAAGGCAUCACCAAGUAGGGGUGUACUCAGGGAGAACUUCGAUCCUGUUGAAAUUGCUCGAGCUUAUGAAAAGCAUGGAGCUGCAUGCUUGAGCAUCUUGACUGAUGAGAAGUACUUUCAGGGAAGUUUUGAGAAUCUUCAGAAGGUGCGCAAAGCAGAAGUGAAGUGCCCCCUUCUGUGCAAAGAGUUUGUCAUUGAUGAAUGGCAGAUCUAUUAUGCCCGCUCGAUUGGUGCUGAUGCAGUUCUGCUAAUUGCUGCUGUGUUAACUGAUCUCGACUUAAAAUACUUCCUCAAGAUAUGCAAUGAGUUGGGACUGACAGCUCUUAUUGAGGUUCAUGAUGAAAGGGAGAUGGAGCGUGUGCUGAAGAUAGAUGGUGUGCAGCUUAUUGGCAUCAACAACCGCAGCCUUGAAACAUUUAUAGUGGAUACUUCAAACACAAAGACAUUGCUGGAGAAGCACGGCGAUGCCAUCAGAGAGAAGGGAAUAUUGGUUGUUGGUGAAUCAGGGCUAUUCAACCCAGAUGAUGUUGCUUAUGUGCAGAAUGCUGGCGUCUCCGCUGUUUUGGUAGGAGAAUCCUUGGUGAAGCAAGAAGACCCUGGACGAGCCAUUGCUGGGCUCUUUGGGAAAGAACUAUUGCAUUGAGACAACUAGAUCAGGCUUGCUGGUAGUAGACUAGUAAUAGCUGCCAAAGUACAGCGUGAGGAGUAACUUUCUCUUGGUUUCUCUUGGAUGAGCAACAAAAUCUCUUGUUUUCUUUGGGAUGGGCAAUAAAAUGUAUGAUCAUUUUUUGGCGAGGAAUAAACAUAUGAUCUGCUGGUUGUGUAUCAAGUACAAAGAAAUAUGAAGUGGUUGACUGGUUGGGUUUUUACCUUUUGAGCAAA